AAAAGGGAUCACAGUUCCUGAGGGUCAAGACUCACCAGGUGUUCUUUGUACAACCAUGGCCCAGAAGUUGUGGGGUUCCUGUCUUUUCUCAUUGUUUAUGGCUGCCUUAGCUCAGGAGACUCUGAAUCCUCAAAAAUCGAAGGUGGAUUGCAACAAAGGGGUGACUGGCACCGUCUAUGAGUAUGGAGCCAACACCAUAGAUGGUGGGGAGUUUGUCAACUUCCAGCAGUAUGCAGGAAAGCACAUCCUCUUUGUCAACGUGGCAUCCUUCUGUGGCCUGACAGCUACGUACCCUGAGCUGAACACAUUGCAGGAGGAGCUGAAGCCAUUCAACGUCACGGUUUUGGGCUUUCCAUGCAACCAGUUUGGAAAGCAAGAACCUGGAAAGAACUCAGAGAUUCUCCUUGGACUCAAGUAUGUGCGUCCAGGCGGUGGCUAUGUCCCCAAUUUCCAGCUCUUUGAGAAGGGGGAUGUGAACGGAGACAAUGAACAAAAGGUUUUUUCUUUCCUAAAGAACUCCUGCCCUCCCACCUCUGAACUUUUUGGCUCUCCAGAACAUCUCUUCUGGGAUCCCAUGAAGGUUCAUGAUAUCCGCUGGAACUUUGAGAAGUUCCUGGUGGGACCUGAUGGAGUCCCUGUCAUGCGCUGGUUCCACCAUACUCCUGUCAGAAUUGUCCAGUCAGACAUCAUGGAGUACCUAAACCAAACCAGUACCCAGUAAGAAAGGCUUUACAAAUUUUGUCUUUGUUCCACUCGGUCACCAGCCUCCAUAUGACCAAAGCCCACAGCACUUCCUGUGUCCCUACUAAUGCAUGUGCAAUCUACAGAGAUCCUAAUCUAUCAUUCAAAGCACUGGCCGGUUAAAAGAAGUGGGGAUGGGUGGCCAGAUCCUCUGGGUCCCAGCCUCUUCUCCUCCAAAGCUGGGCAUGCUUUGUCAAGUUCUCCUUCUGUUUAGCCCUUUGGUACCACAGCACCCUGUAGUUUUCUUAGGGAAUUUUGAAGGCUGAGAGCAGAAACCUCUCAUCACAUGAAGACAGGGCAUUUCCACCAGGAUCCCAAGGUCCCUCUGGCUCAUAUCCUACCAGCCUUCCUGAGUGACUUCCUGUUUGUGCAUUCAGGUCAUGGCACUUGGCUACAGAUGUCCUUCACACCAAAUGAUGUGGUUUGCUCUCACCCAGAGUUCUCCCACCUUUAAAUUCAUUCCUAUGAUCACUGUCUCUAAUAAUAGUAAUAAUCUAAUAAACAAUAAAAGAACUCACCGC
Molecule: messenger RNA, 1262 nt
Organism: Mus musculus (house mouse)
Lineage: Eukaryota; Metazoa; Chordata; Mammalia; Rodentia; Muridae
Gene: Gpx6
Product: glutathione peroxidase 6
Exons: 5
Coding region: 56-721 (221 amino acids)
Biological process (GO): response to oxidative stress; cellular oxidant detoxification
Cellular component (GO): extracellular region
Molecular function (GO): peroxidase activity; glutathione peroxidase activity
Source: RefSeq, marked reviewed